Mesorhabditis belari is the source of this 1932-nucleotide messenger RNA. Lineage: Eukaryota; Metazoa; Nematoda; Chromadorea; Rhabditida; Rhabditidae. The record is from the annotation of a GenBank genome assembly.
AUGGUGGAUCGAGAAAGCAUACGAGAUGAACAUCGAAAUGAUCCACGAGCCAAUGAAUCGACUGCUCUCCUUGAGCCACAGAGUAGUUCAUCAAUUGACCGACCAGAAAAACUGAUGGGAGAAGAUGAUAUUGUUUAUGUUUUGGAAGAUGGAGAUCUUGAAGUCAGAGAUAGAGCAAAUGAAGAUAUACAAAGUCCACUUCGAUCAGUCAAUAACGUUUUACAAGAGGCUGAAAAUCUUCUCACUGAUGGUCCUUUGGAGAAGCCACUCAAAUCUAGAACCAGAGUUCUGAUGGAUGAAGUUGAUGUCGAAUUUAGUCCUGUACAAAAGCACUCAAUUCCUGGUCAACCAAUUGAAGUGGUUGUUCGACACAGUAAAGUGACAGCAAAAGGAAGAAAUGGUGAAAAUAGUGAUGAAGAUGAUGAUAAUGAAGAUAUGAAUGGAACAUCGAAAAACACCAAUCAUACUGAAGCUAAAAGGAAAACAUCGAAAUUGGGGGUUUUGAGAGAAGGAGAACAAGAAGAGUUCUAUCGACAACGAGACCGAGAAGAAGGACUUGGAUCAUCAAGGCAAAAUACAACGAAAAGUACGCCAAGUGGAGGAUGGAAAAAGGGCCAUCGUCGAGCCUUCAGUAUGCCGAAUGCAAAAGGAGAGAAAAUGACUCUUGCUGUCAUCCAAGAUCACAAACAAUCGAAUGACGGAAAUUUGCAUUCACGAAAAAUUGUCCGAUAUCGUCUUCAUGCAAACAAAGCGAUUCAUGGAGGAAAACCCAUCACAAAGGCCAUCUUUUUACCCGAAAAGAAUAACCGUCGAGAAGCUACAGUUCGUUUUGAUGAAAUCAGAAAUGCUGACAGUGACGAUGACAAUGAGCUAGAGGUGGAAAUUAAUGAAGAAGAGAUCACUUAUCCUGGAGAUCUUGGAACAGGAAAAGGUUCAAGAACCGUCAUGAAAAGGUUCUGGGAAGCAAGAUGGAAAGUUCAAAACUUCGAGAUGCUGCCAGAUUGGUUGCAAGACAACGAAUAUCUCAGAACUGGUCAUCGUCCUCCAUUGGCUUCGUUCAGUUCAUGUUUCAAAAGUAUUUUUGCUAUUCACACAGAAACCGGGAAUAUCUGGACGCAUAUGUAUGGAUGUGUUGCUUUUAUUGGUAUUGCUCUGUGGUUUUUGACAAGACCGGCCGAUUCAGUUCAAUUUAUGGAAAAGCUAAUUUUUUCGGCUUUCUUUUUUGGAGCAGUGGUUUGUAUGGGAAUGUCAUUCGUUUUUCACACUGUUCAAUGUCAUUCAGAUCAUGUCAGCAAAUUCUUUAGCAAACUUGAUUAUACGGGAAUUUCUUUGUUGAUUGUCGGCUCAUUCAUUCCAUGGAUCUACUAUGGUUUUUAUUGUCGGCCCCAACCGAUGAUCAUCUACAUUACAAUGAUUUCCAUUCUUGGGAUUGCAGCUAUGAUUGUUUCUCUUUGGGACAAGUUUGCUGAACCGAAAUUCAGACCAGUUCGAGCGGGAGUUUUUGUAGCAAUGGGUCUCUCAUCUAUUUUCCCAGCUAUUCACUUUUUUGUAACUGAUGGUUUUUGGGUUAUGUGGAAUGAGGCGGGAUUGAUGUGGUUAUUGGUGAUGGGAUUCUUUUAUUUGUUUGGUGCUGCUCUUUAUGCCACUCGAAUUCCCGAGAGAUUCUUCCCGGGAAAGUGUGAUUAUUGGUUCCAAUCUCAUCAACUUUUCCAUACAUUUGUCGUCCUUGCCGCAUUCAUUCAUUUUCAUGGGAUCACUGAAGUAGCGAUGAAACGAUUGGAAAAAGGCAGCUGUGCUGAGCAACUUUUGCAGAGAUACGGAGUCGAAUCAAAUCCAACUUGGUUGGGGACACUUCUCGGGUUGGAUCAACCACCAGACACAAUUAAUUGGACACCGGAUCCCAACGAUAUCAUCUUCAAAAAUAACACACUA